CAAAAGUGUCAAACUAAUGCCAUUUCGGGCGUUUCCGUCAAAACAUUUCAGAAAAAUUUUAUCCAACAAGAAGAUAAAACUAGUGUUAAGUUUCAUCAGUUAUUUUUGCCCCCCGAAAUCGUAGAAAAUUGUGAAAUUUUCGGCACGCGAUGCAUUUUCCCAAGUACGACGUAAUAGAACGUUAAAAAUCCCAUUGAAGGGAGAAAAGGCCGUAAAGGUUUGUACCUGAUUUUUUGACGUUUUGCCUCUGUACCACCAGAGUGAAUCAUUUUGCCUGGGGGCGACUGGAAAUUUUUGGUAUUUUUGUGGCUGAAAAGGGACUGGAUAAUUGAAUAAUGGAAGCCACGGCGAAACACGAAUUCAAUGCCACAGCCGAGGACGAGCUCAGUUUCAGGAAAGGACAAAUUCUCAAGGUUUUAAACAUGGAAGAUGACAUGAAUUGGUAUAGAGCAGAACUGGACGGACAAGAAGGUCUGAUUCCUAGCAACUAUAUUGAAAUGAAACCACACGAUUGGUAUUAUGGAAGAAUCACGCGAAGCGACUCUGAAAAAUUACUGCUCAACAAACACGAAGGGGCCUUUUUAAUUAGGAUCAGCGAAACUAGCCCUGGAGAUUUUUCCUUAUCUGUAAAGUGUAAUGAUGGUGUCCAACACUUCAAAGUCUUACGCGACGCCCAAGGCAAAUUCUUCCUUUGGGUGGUCAAAUUUAACUCCUUAAAUGAGUUAGUGGAGUACCACAGAACUUCUUCAGUGUCAAGAUCGCAAGAUGUAAAGCUGCGAGACAUGGUAGCAGAUGAAUAUUUAGUACAGGCCCUGUAUGAUUUUACACCUCAAGAAGUAGGAGAACUUGAAUUUAGAAGAGGUGAUGUUAUUACUGUGACGGAUCGUUCAGAUCAGCACUGGUGGCAUGGAGAAAUAGGGCAUCGUAGAGGAUUAUUUCCUGCCACUUAUGUCACUCCAUAUCAUACGUAAAUAUUAUAAGUGCCCUCUAUUACAUUUUAUUGCAUUUGAAAAUGGUAGUUAUUUGAUCAUUUUCUGUUUUAUUCAGAUGUGGCAUUAUUUAUCCUGACCUGUUUUUAAAUUUUAAUUGAUACAGCCAAAAAGAGAUUCAAUAUCAUGCAAAUUAUUGCUGUAUCCUGAGAAAUUGUGUGAUGUUUUAUGUAAUUAAUCUGGUGCAUAUUUUAAUUUUAUAUUAGUUACUAUUGUAGGUUUUAUUUUACGAAAAAAUUUUAAUCCAUUAUUAUAUCUUUAUUCUUAUUAUUUUAAAUUUUGUUGUUAUUGUGUUGUAAGUUUUGCUCAUAUGGGUCAGUGUUUUUGCUUAGGAUUUUUUUUUUGAUGCUCAAUAUGGUGGAAAGUUUGCAAAAUUCACAAGUGAUUAUGAUGAAGACAAAGCGAUUAAUAAUCACUAUGCAAUUUUUCCAUUGGAUUUCGAUCAUACCCAUAUGAUUGCAAGAAACUGUUUAAUCAGAAAGAAACUUUUAUAAAAAAGCUCAAUUCUUCCACUUUUGUAUACGUACAUGUUUUUGGAUUGUCCCUAUUUUUUAACUGACCCCAAAUUAUUUUUUAAAUUGAUUUCCAAAAAAAAAAAAAAAACAGUGAAAAUUCCUUUUAAAAUGUGAACUCUGUGUGUAUUUUCCAAGAUGUCUUUUACAUUUAUUUAUUUUAUUAGUUCCUACUUGAUUUUCCAGACAAAUUCACCUCAUUUUUGGCCCUAUUUAGACCAUUGCAUGCAUUAGUAAUAAUAAUUUUCCUCAUACUUAUUUUUAUUGGAUGCCAUAGUUUCAAUAAUUUGCAAUUAAUUACCAUGAUUAAAACUACCCGAAUAAAUCAUCUCAACAGGGUGUUUUUCAGAACUUUAUUUAGAAAAUUUUUGAUGAUAAACCCAUGCUUCAACAUUAUUUUUCUACUAAUCAAAUAUUGAAAAAUUUGGAAAAUAUUUGCCAAAAGUUAGUAGUUGAUCGCCAUGCUUGAAUUUAUAUUUUUCCUGUAAAUAGUCGCAAAUUAAAAUGAAUAAUUAUUAAAUUAGUACUGCCCCCCACUGUAACACCAAUUUAUUGUAUUGCGCAAGCAAACAAAUAAGCAAUAGUUCUUUGAAGAGCUAUUGCAGAUUGCAGGCAUUAUUAAUAAUUUUAGAUGAUUUAUCUCUGAGUCAAAAUCUGUUUUGACUCAGAGAUGCUAUAAAAUAAGUUGAAAUAGCUUCGUAUUUUUUAGUUGAAAAAGUUGUAUAUACUAACGUAGAUUAUGGAAAUUUAAGCGAAUGAUUGAUAAGUGCAACAUAUUUAGACAAAAUAUAUGUUAUACAAGCUA
Molecule: messenger RNA, 2306 nt
Organism: Ceutorhynchus assimilis (cabbage seed weevil)
Lineage: Eukaryota; Metazoa; Arthropoda; Insecta; Coleoptera; Curculionidae
Source: the annotation of a GenBank genome assembly